UAAUCCUCACGUUUUGUGGAAAGUAGGUUGUAAAGUAAUCAUGAAAACACCUAUACUUUAUAUUCUUAGUGUUUUCGCUUUAUUAACAAUAAUCAACGCGAAGCCCAAGCCAUGCGGAACUGGUGCACUGGGCUUAUCGUGGUGCGGAGAAAAAUGGGAGAAUAUUUUUGAUGGUUACGAUGGUGACGACUAUGAUGAUGGAGAUAAAAAACCUAGUCAUUUUAAAAAUACUAAUAGCAAUCAAGGUGGUAAAAAGGAAGAUGAACCUAAAUCUGAGGUGACCGAAAAGAACAAACCGAUGAUCUGCAAUGGAUGUACGCUCUAUAAUAUCGGAAACGGAAAUAGUACCUCAAAUAAGGUCCACAUUCAUGAAACAUAUAAUAAAAAUAGAGGGCCACCUCGACGACAGCCAAGAAGAUAUAAUAAUUAUCAUGUUUAUUCACAAUACAAUAAUUAUUAUUAA
This is a messenger RNA of Pararge aegeria (speckled wood butterfly), 463 nucleotides long. RefSeq lists its product as uncharacterized. NCBI's taxonomy places the organism in Eukaryota, Metazoa, Arthropoda, Insecta, Lepidoptera, Nymphalidae. Bases 41 to 463 code for a protein of 140 amino acids. The record is from RefSeq and is a predicted model, not a curated record. The transcript is spliced from 2 exons.